Messenger RNA from Cherax quadricarinatus, 8805 nucleotides. RefSeq names its product ataxin-2 homolog. Gene Ontology annotation, molecular function: mRNA binding. Gene Ontology annotation, cellular component: cytoplasmic stress granule. Gene Ontology annotation, biological process: cytoplasmic stress granule assembly. NCBI's taxonomy places the organism in Eukaryota, Metazoa, Arthropoda, Malacostraca, Decapoda, Parastacidae. The record is from RefSeq and is a predicted model, not a curated record.
UACAUGUUAGGUGCCAUUGCACUUAGGACUUAAGGGAAAAUUGUAUACCUUGUGUUUUGCCAUUAUGUCUUAUUUCUAGGUGCCAGGAGUGCUGUUAACCCCCGGGAACACUGAGCUAACGUCGCCCACACUCUAAACUCGUUGUUUAUCGCCUCGUUGUCAAGUAAGGACCAUCAAAAUUCCGGUCCCCAGCGAAUUUCGGCAGGCCCGUGCAGGGAGAGCCGAGGAUACCAUGAACACCAGGCCAAGAAAAACCCGAUCCACCUCCGCCAGGGGUGGGCGUGGCAAAGGUGCAGAGAGACAAGUACCAGCAGACGGUGUAUACACUAAUCACCGCUUCAUGCAAUCUGUCGGAGCCCUGGUUGGCCUUCCAGUUAGAAUUCAAACAAAGACGAAUGAUGUAAUUGAAGGCGUCUUCACGACCUUUAGUUCCAACUUUGAUUUGGUGUUAGAUAUGGCUCACCCAGUGCCACGGGGGGAGACUGCAAUUAUCAACCCAGAGACUAUUAAGCGGAAGAUAAUCUUCACGGCAGCUGAUAUCGUUACUAUUAAGGUCGCCAAUGUUGAUCUAGAAUACGCAACAAGAGAAGGGUUCGCCGUAGAUCAAGUUAUCAGUCGUUAUAACGGGCAAGUAGUAGAGAAAGCAUUAGAACCCUGGCAAGGAGAUCCUGCAUCGGAAGAUAGUUUAGUACUAGGAGAAGAAAGUUCAAAUGGCUGGGACGUAGAUGAUAUGUUUCGUAAGAAUGAAGAAAAAUACGGAGUAACCACUUCAUACACUCCAGAGAUGGAGGGCUACACAACCCCUCUUAACAAACGUAAUACGGCAGAAUAUAGAGAACGGGAGGAAAAAGCUUCGAGAAUCGCAGCAGAAAUUUUGAAAUCUCCUUCGUCUAAUGCGCAAUCUGAGUUAGAAAAUGGAGACGAAGAAGACAAAUACUCAGCAGUGCUGAGACCUGGGGAGCAAGCAGCAGGAGGAAUGGCAGGAGGCAAAUAUAUACCACCCAUGCUGAGAAAUAAAACCAAGAAUGGCGGCAAGUUACAGCGCUCAACACCGCCACCCAUGGGGCCAAGAUACAAUAGUCAUGGAGGAUCUAACCCAGCAGCCUCCACCUCUCCCUCAUACCCAGCUCCUCCACAAGCUAGUUCAGCGAGCCACAGUCCUGUUGGAGGCCUUGCUGGAGCCUCUCCGACGUAUCCUCCCCAACAACAACCGUCACUUCCGUCACCCCACACCCCCUCCCCGGCUUCCCAUCCUCCCCUACAUCGCAACAACUCCCAGGGUGCCCACCACACUCAUAAUCCAGAUACCAAAGUUAAUGGUGAUGCCAAAGGGUCCUAUGAUCGUAGAAGUCACGAGGGUUCCAUGAAUGAGUCGAGCAGAGAAGGUCGUCACAAUAGUAAUAACAAUAAGCUAGACAUGCACAACCGACAACACCACGGGCCUCCUCACGGUGAUGGCCCACAUCCUACUCAAACACAACAAAAGCCUAUGCAGCAAAAGCCUCCACCACAGCAGCAGCAUCAGCAGGGCCAGCACAUGGGUCACAUGCCGCCAAUAGGUCAAGGGGAUCACCGCAAGGCUGAGCCACGGGAGCAACGGGAACCUCGUAAACAGCACCGUAUGAAGGAAGAACACUUUGCUGAUUUGAGAAAAUUUGGCGAGGACUUUAAGUUGUCUGAUCAGGCAGAGAAGAAACCACAGGUACAUCAUCAACAGGCUCCACAACAACAGCAGCAGCAGCAACCACCACAGCAACAGCAGCAGCAGCAACAGCCAUCCCAGCAACAAGCACAGCAGCAGCAACCACCACCACAGCAACCACCACAGCCACAGCAGUCACCACAACAACAGUCACAGACCCCACAGCAACAACCACAUCCUCAGUCACAACCCCAGCAGCAGCAACAGCAGCAGACACACCAGCAACAGGCGCAACAUCAGCAACAACCACCUCACCAGCCGCCACACCAGCAACAGCCACCACAUCAGCAACAGCCUCCACACCAACAGCAGCCAUCGCAUCAGCAACAGCCAUCACAUCAGCAGCAGCAGUCACAUCAGCAGCAGCCCCCGCAUCAGCAGCAGCCGCCACAUCAGCAGCAGCCGCCACAUCAGCAACAGCCACCACAUCAGCAGCAGCCACCGCAUCAGCAGCAGCCGCCGCAUCAGCAGCAGCCUCCACAUCAGCAACAGCCCCCUCACCAGCAACACCAGCAGCAGCAACACCAGCAACAACAGCACCAGCAACAGCAACACCAGCAGCAGCUGCCACACCAACAGCAGCAACAGCACCAGCAGCAGCAACAGCACCAGCAGCAGCCACCACACCAGCAACAGCUGCCUCACCAACACCAACCACCCCAACACCAGCAGGCACACCAGCAACAGCAGCAACCACCCCCACCCCCACCACAGCAACAGCAGCCACCACCACCACAGCAACAGCAGCCAUCACCAAUACCUCAACAGCAUCUUCCUCCUCAGCACAUGCCUCCACAGCAGCACCCACAGCAGAGGCAGACACCACCAGUGUCAACAACAGUGCCUCCAGGACCUCCUCAGUCGGCACCACAAACCUCACACCACCCACAAAACCCACCCACCAUGACGAUGAGCCCAGCCACGGAAAUUAGCAAACCUCUCGAAGAAAUUGAUAAAAUAACCUCUGCAAUUUCUCACUCUAAACUUAACCCUAAUGCUAAGGAAUUUGUAUUUAAUCCUAAUGCAAAGCCUUUUAGUCCUCGUUCGCCAAGCACAACCACACCCCCUCGCCCGCAUACACCCCAGACGCCACAAAUCCCGCCAAAUCAGCCACCGCAAAUGCCUGGUGGCCCCCCUGUAGGAAUGCAUCAAGCUAUGGUAUUGACUACACAUACACAGUCGUUUGCAGUACAGCAGCCACCGCGAUUCCCCAAGAGAGCAGUUCCUGUGGGUAAUAGCCAGCGUCCUGAGUAUGCAUCACAAAUGCAAGUGGCAGCUGCAACAGGUCAGCCCAUACUGGCUCCAGCUCCUAUGAAUACCCAGCCACAGGCCCUCACUGCUGUACCAAUACCACAGAAUAUAUUGCCUCAAACACCUCAGCAUUACCAGCAAUACCCCAGUGUGCCCAUGAUGUUACGAUUUCCACAUGGCAUGCCAAUGGUGACUGCUAUGGUUCCGACAUCUAUGGGUUUAUGUCAUCAGAAUCCAGAUUCACAGCAGCAGUCACAGCAACACGGUCAUCAAACGAUGUAUAUGGCUCAGGCUAACUUACCGCCCCAUCAGCCACACCCAGCGCAUACGCCUGGCCCAGUUCCUCAGCCCACCCAGCCACCCACCCCACAGAAUCCAGGUGGUGGAAGUGGACCUCCAAAUAUGCCCAAUCCACCAUCAACUCCAGGACCCACUCCUCCACAGCCCCUCAUAUAUUCCCAUAUGGGAGGACAGCCAUCCUUGCCUCAGCACUUGCCUCAACAUUCUCCUCACACAGCUCAGUCACCUCAUGCCCCACAAUAUCCGGGGCCUGGUCAAGGUGCAGGAUCGGCUGCAGGUGGCCAUCAUGGAGGACCGGGCCAGCAGAUGGCCACUCAAUUUGUGGUACUUCCUCCACAUAUGAUGCACCACUCAGGUCCACCUCCACAUUCAGCCACAGCACACAUUCCCUCCUCCAUGGCGGGCUACACUCCUACGUCGUCAGCCACUGUGCAGCACAUACCGUCUGGUCCUCAUAUUCAAUACUUCCAAAGUAAGCACCACGCACGGUUCACACACUGAGGUGCUGCAUUGUUUAGAUAAAAAAAGGUUUAUCAACAAUAAUGAGGUGGUUCCUCAGUGAAUAUUGCUUUCUAUUUGUAAAAAAAAAUAGUAUGAUUGCUACUGAUCUGUAUAAAUUCCUAAAAUUUAUUGUAGGAUUUCUGUGAAUUUGGGUCGCAUAUCUGAACCUUGGCAUAUUUGGCAUUGUGAAGCGAGAUGAUGCACAUGAGCUGAAAACGGUGUUUGUGCCCACAGGUACACCCGGCAGCCAUGGCUACCACAUGCCCCUCAUCCAUCACAGCCAAUGAAGCCUGGGCUUAGUAGGAGCAAAUCCACACUUAUUCCCCAGCCUUCAGUCGUGUCUGCCCAAGUGUCUGGUCUCCAUACAGGGUGGGACAAUACGUGCAGGGAUAUUGGGGUGUUUGUUGCCGUUGUCGUGUUGAGAGAUGUAUUUAGUGUAGCUCAGUUAAUAUAUUGAUCUUGUUUGUAGUUGGUAUGUCAGUGGUGUAUGGAGCAUUUGAAACUGGAGCAAUUUUGAUAAAUAUAUAUAUACAUGUAUAUAUAAUAUAUAUAUAUAUAAUAUAUAUAUGUAUACAAUAUAAAUGAAAAUAUAAGGGGGAACUUAUGCAAGGGGUUAUAUUACGGGUAUACUCCCUUAGUUUUUCUCAAACCAAUGCAUUCUAUAGUAUUGCAAGAGUUUUAAUCUUUAGUGUGAUUAGUGGGUCACUGCAGUAACUAUAAGCUCCAUUAAUGAAAUUACACAACUGAGGUACUGUUAGGCAUGGUAAUUGAUAUUUAUUGUAGAGAGAGAGAGAGAGAGAGACAGGAGGAAGCUUUACUAUGAGACCUAGAUUUCUCUGAAUGGUCUUGUAAAGACUGUGGUGUAGAAGUUUAUAUAGGAUCUUUUGGCAGGGUAACAUACAAAUGGCGUUGACAUUGGUGCCAAGUGUCAGGUAGGGCGGCUGGAGACCUGGGCGGUGUGAAAACUAAAUAUCUCUGUAAACCCUGGUGGUUUCGUUAGUAAAUUUUUAUAACCUUGUAUGUAUGCAUUGCAUUCAUUUGAGAGGCAAUAUUCUAUGAGAGACAAAAAUCGUUGCGGGGCCUGUCAGACAGCUAGCCUAACAGAAAACUUAUUGAAAUGUGAUUUGCCUUAUGUCUUAUAGUAAGCCUCAUUAAAAACAAUAUAGGAUGUGACUUGUUGAGCCAUACUGCAGCUUAAUACAGAAGGCUCCUUGCCACAUAUGGUUUGUACAGACCUGCUAAACAUUUCAAGGCAUAUAUAUAUAUAUAUAAAUCCCCUCCCUGUUCUGUUACCAGUACAUGUACAUUUGCAUGAACUCAUACACACUUGUAGGUGAGUAUAUGCGUGCAUGUGCACACGCACACACACAGGCACACAUGCACACGCACGCACUUGCAUGCAUGUAUGCAUGCAUGCACACAUACAUACGCAAAUAGGUAAUUAAACACACAGAUUUACUCUAACAUUUACUCCUCUUCUAAUCCCAAAAAACAGAAAGCGAUACACUAUCUGAACUGGGGGUGAAGUGUGACAACUAGAAACAUCUUAAUCUCUUUAAAUGAAAGUUUGUGUAUUCUGAUGUGGGGUUUUAGCUUGGAGUGGAAGUUACACUUCUAUACAACUAAAAACUGCUAAUAACCUCGUAGGCCUUGUUCAUCAAAGGUUAAGAUCCCUUAUUGUUAAAUGGUGACUCUGCUGCAAUUUUCUGUAACAGGUCGAAAACUUGAAGAUUUUUUAGAAACUUUCUCUAAAGCCUUUGAGCUAACAUCCCUUCUUGUAUUUCUUGACAUGCUGUCCUUUAUUUUUUUUUUCUUGUGGAAACUGGGGAAAACUUUUGUAAAGUAAAUAACCAACAAGUGUAGGCCUCUGAGCUCUAUUAGGCUCAAGUUUUGAAGUCAUACGUACGUAAAGCUUUCAUUGCAUAAAAAUGACCUGGGUUUAUUUUCUAAACAAAACAAAGAGGACCUUCACUAGUCUCUCAGUUGCAACCAUCAUGUGUAUAUUUCUUUUGUAUUAAGUGCAUAGGUGAAAAAUAAAUUCUAUUGUUACAAUUUGUUGAUGCAUUACAUGAAAACAUUUUUUGUAUAAAGCUAUUCCACCUCAUCGUCAUCCAUGAAUAUCUAAAGUUUCAGCAUUACAUACAUGAGAACUAAAUGCUGUUGCCUUCUUCGGCUAAAAAUAAAUGUAGAAAACAUGAGGUGAGUGUUAAAAUAUGAAGCUGCGGCGUCUUGAAAUCUUUUCCUAGCUGAGGAUGAAGAUUACCUGUGGAAACCAUAUAGAAUAGUGUGGCUAUAUUUGGCAAAAAUGCUGAAAAAGUGUUUGGAAAGUGCAGGGAACAUUUGAGUCUUUUUACGACAGCUAUGCUAGUGAUGCAAAGGGUUAAUAUGCAAACGUGAGUGUUAACUUGUUUACGAUUUUUAUAUUUUCUUAUACAAGGAUUGGUUUUGUUACAUAUGUUUCAGGAUCGAUCACUUAGCAAAACUUUUAGAUCAAAAUAUAUUAAUGUAACAAUUUUUUAUUUCUCAUGUUAAUGAAAAAAGUACGGUUGAUAGAAAUGCAUUUGGCCCAAUGUAUAAAUCCCUUGCAAUACAAUUUGUGCUUGAGGGAGAGAGAAUAUUAAGAGUUAUUUAUGUGUGCAGUGUGAAUGUUCAGUGCUUUGUACUGCAGCAUGUAUGAAAGACAAUGUAUGAGACUAGUUCACUGUUCCCCUGUUAUAAGAAGCAUUCUCUUCAAAAAUCAUUCUUGCUAUCACUUUGUAACCCUAAUUUAUCCAUGGUGAGGUGAAUUACCAACACAUUUGGCUGGGAUCGUCAAGGGCCUUGGACCUUAGGUCGCUCUAAGGAUGAAUGUCGCAUGGUUUUUUUUGUAAAUCAGCCAUAGAGCGAUUAAAAGGUUUUGAGAUUUCUUGCUUGAUCCACUCCAUUACGAGUUGACAGGGUGUUUUAAUUCUAAUUCUUAUAUUGGCUCAACCUUUUAGAUAUUUAAUGUUCCCAUGUGCUAGUUCCAGUAUACUGUAUAAUGAAUUAUUCAGUCAGUUAGAGCUGUAAAAUAAUUUGACAGAUUGCAGUAAAUAGUCAUGCAGGGAAUAUGGAAGUCGAAUAGCUUUUAGACUACUUUGAAACUGUACACACCAGUCUUAACGUUCGGUGAUUUACCUCAGCAUUGUAUUUUCUAAACUUGUCCUCUAGUUUCAUUCUAGACAAUUGUUAUACCUGUCCCAUUUUUGUUGUAAAAACCUAUACAGAUUAUCAAGGGUAUUCCUACACAACAGGCUUAAAGCAUUUUUUUUUUUUUUCCAUUAUGUUGUUCAUAAUGUUUGUUACUUUACCCUGGAAGAUAGGAUACAUGACUAUCCUCCUUCAUGCCCAGACUUUAUUACUUUGCCUUCCUACCACAUCUUGCCCAUUCCCAACUGCAUUUACAAAAAUGUUGCUUGUGACAGGUUAACUAUCUUCUUGGUCUACCCAACUCUUUAUUUAAUUAGCUCUCUUGAAUUUUCUCUCCACUGUUGAAUAAAAUAAGAAAGAUACUGCUUUGUCUUAAGAUUGAGGCAGUGUGGUGUAGUGAAUGAUACCAAGAGUUAUUUAUUGACUGAAUUAUUGGUAGCUUACUGAAUAGGCCUCUCUGAUCUUUCUAGCAGGGGAAUAAUGAUGCAGGAUCAUCUUGUACAAACUUGUUUAAAAAGAUAAAUUUAGUCUCUUGAAAAUAUAAAAAUCACUAAAAUAAUUAUAUAAAAUUUAUAUAUAAUAUAUAUAUAUAUAUAUAUAUAUAUAUAUAUAUCUCGUUCCUAAUAAGCUGAACUGGUCAAUUAGGCCUAACCCCCUUAAAUAUUAAACUUUUCAAAUUUUCUUCCCCCUGAAUCAUAAAUAUAUUUUUCAUUGCAAGUGAUAUAAAAAAAAAAAAUUGAGCCAAACGUAACUUUGACACCUUGCCUAACCUAAUGUAAAUUUAUUUAGCAAAAUUCUACUAAAUAUGUCAUAGGUCAGAUGACAUACAUUUAAUAUUACUUAGUCAAUGAUAUAUAUAUAUACGUAUUAUGUUCCGAUUGAUUUUUGGAGAAUGGCAUAAUUUGUUUUUGUCUGCUCGUUUGGCAGAAAACACUGGUUUGGUUUAUUCGGCACACUCAGUUUUAUAUAUGUAUAUAUAUUAUGCAAUAAAAUCACAGUAAACCGGUGAUAUCAAUUUUCAAAACGACCAUUGUGAAAGAAAAGCAAAAUUUCAAGUACUUUCGUGACUUCUUGCAUUAUCAAUGUGAGAAGUCAUGAAAGCGCUUGGUAUUUUUCUUUUUUUCCACAGUGGUUGUUUUGCAUAUAUGUAUAUGUAUUGUCAUGCCGAAUAGAUAAAACUUGCGAUUUUGGCUUAAAUAGCAACACUCUUCUUGCUGGACAAGGCAAGUGAAAAUUUGUGUAUGCAAUAAUUUCUCAAAAAUCAUUCUGAACCUAAAAAAAAUAUAUUUCAUUGUUUGUUUUUUAUUAAAUUAUUGUUAACUUAACUUAUCUAAAAUAUAGUUGGAUUAGGCUAAAUUGCAAUUGUCUUAAUAAGGUCAAAGUGGUUGUGGUUUAGCACUUUUUGAUUAUAAUAAUAAUAAUGUCAAGUAAGUUUUCUAAGGUUCUUUUGGCACAAAAUUAUUAAUUUUUACGUUAACAUAAAUGAAAAAAAUAUAUCUUUAAAUGUAUAAGAAAAUCUUAGAAAGGACUUGAUUUUAAACAAGUUCUUUGUAAUUGACCAGUUUUUAUCUAUUUGGCACGACAUAUAUAUAAUAAAUAUAUAUAUAUAUAUAUAUAUAUAUAUAUAUAUAUAUAUAUAUAUAAAAUAAAAGCCUUUGAAUAACAAAUAUGGUAAAUUGGUAAAAUAGUGAUUUUUAAAGAAAAUAUAAGGGUUCAUCGAAUGCCACUCUUCAUGAAAUUGAAAACAGAAUGUUGGCAGUGACAGUAAAAAGAUUUGAUGCCCAGUACUGAAAAUUUUUAAAUUGAAAAUAAAACGUUAAACUCCCCAUGUAUAGCAGCUGGAAACUCUCAGCUAAAAUGCUAAAAAUAAAGAUGAAAGAUGA